AUGGAUGAAAAGAAGAACCCUGAUUCUUCAUUUGGUCUACUGUCUAGCGAUGUUGCCUCGUCAACUGGCGAUGCUGAAGCUGGGUUAGAUGAGCUUAGACAGUCCCCAGCUUUCACGAACAGUGAAGAAAUACCCCUGGAGGAAUGCGGUGGCCACUCGACUGCAGAAUUCUGCGAGAGUAUUCAAGCCGAGGCAAAUGAAGCAGUAUUUACUGAUGCUGAGAUCGAGCUUUCACACAAAGAAAUCGAAAUCCCGUCGACAUCAUGUGAGCCUAAUCGAAUCAGCUCAUCAGGGCGUCGUUCCAUCUCCAUGUCACCUACAUCACAGCGUGGUGAAGAUCAGUCAAAAUGCAACCAAAGCGAUAAAGAUGCAAAUUUGCCUUCAGUCUCCGAGCUUCAAUCUGUCGUCAUCACCAUUUCACGUCUCGGAGAGCGGGACAUGAGGGAAAUCGCAUUAUUAGCCCCAACGUCCCGUCCAAAAAGAAAGCGAGGCCCAUUAGCGUCAUCACAUGACGGCAGCUGCAGCGACGGCUCUAGUGACGCUAAUGAUGCGGACGAUGUCAGCGAGAGCUCUAUUCUACCCAAACGAUCGAAAAGAGCUGGGCGGGCGGCAGUACAAAGCUCUCUUGCUCAUAUACGGCAUAACAAAAAUACUCGUCACAACCUCCCCUCGCAACGUCGCGUUUCUCGGGCCUCAAAAAAUGAGGAGUCCCACCCCCAAAUGCCGACGGAUCGGCAUCCCAUAUCUAGUCUAUCCGAUAUAGAGACAAUUCCCAUUCGAGGUUUCCUGACACGGGAAACACUUCUGUCGAAGGUUGUUUAUUCAAUUACCUUUGAGGAGCGAACAGAGCACACCUGCCUGCAGGAACCCGAUGAGACUCCACCAGAUUGUGAGCGUAAAGCUCAACGCAGAAAGUUACCUGGGCAGAAAAACCACCAGGUUGGAAAAUCAAUUAGGCCAGCUCGAAUUCUGUCUAAAGACGACGAGCUUUUGAUCGAAUUGAAGGAAGAGAAAGGAUUCAAGUGGAAAAAAUUGGAGAAUGUUUCCCUAACAGAUCAGUGGGCUCACUACAGGUGCGGUAUUCUACACGCCUUAAGAGCCGGUGUGGUAGAAGCGAUGGUCUUUCUGCGACGGAUAUCAAGAGCAAGGCUACCGAACCGUUAUUAA
Molecule: messenger RNA, 1167 nt
Organism: Penicillium cosmopolitanum
Lineage: Eukaryota; Fungi; Ascomycota; Eurotiomycetes; Eurotiales; Aspergillaceae
Exons: 1
Coding region: 1-1167 (388 amino acids)
Source: RefSeq, a predicted model, not a curated record